Molecule: messenger RNA, 1420 nt
Organism: Linderina pennispora
Lineage: Eukaryota; Fungi; Kickxellomycota; Kickxellomycetes; Kickxellales; Kickxellaceae
Product: Brix-domain-containing protein
Exons: 1
Coding region: 56-1420 (454 amino acids)
Biological process (GO): ribosomal large subunit assembly; rRNA processing
Cellular component (GO): preribosome, large subunit precursor
Molecular function (GO): rRNA binding
Source: RefSeq, a predicted model, not a curated record
CUCGUUUCGAAAUUUAUUUCAGUCUAAAACCAAAUACCUUUAUAUACUCGAAGCCAUGGGCCACGGACGCAAGAAGAAGCGCACUCAUGUCGCGCCGACAGAGGAGGAGCUAGACAAGAUCCCUCGGUCUCUGGUGGUAAAGUCAGGCUCAGUCGGACGUACGGUGUCAGCGCUCGUGGCAGACGUGCGGCAGGUGAUGGAGCCAAACACGGCAACGCGCUUGAAGGAGCGCAAAACCAACAAGAUCAAGGACUACAUUGCCGUGGCCAGCCAGCUCGGGCUCACGCACCUGAUGAUGUUCUCACAGACCGAGGUAGGCACGAACCUGCGCAUCGGCAGGAUCCCGCGCGGCCCAACCCUCUCGUUCCGCAUCAACAAGUACUCGCUGGCCAAAGACUGCCUCCGGCUGCAGAAGCUGCCGCGCACGUCGGGCACUGAGUACAAAACGUCGCCGUUGGUGAUUCUGAACAACUUUGCUGGCGAGGCCAAGGGCAAGGAGUUCAAGCUGAUGACCGCCAUGCUGCAGAACCUGUUUCCGGCCAUCAAUCCGUCGGCGAUGACGCUGGCAGAGGCCCGGCGUGUGGUGCUGUUCAACUACAACGAGGCUACGGGCAUGGUGGAUUUCCGCCACUACGCGAUCGUGGUGAAGCCGGUCGGCGUCACCAAGGGCGUCAAGCGUGUGAUUAUGGCGAAGAAUAUGCCGUCGCUGGCCAAUUUCGACGAUAUCAGCGAGUACGUGCUGCGCGAGGCAUUUGCGUCCGAGAGCGACGUCGAGGAUGGACCUGAGAACUCUGUCACGCUGGCGCAGGACUACGUGGGCCGUGGAAACAAGAAGAACGAGCAGCGGGCGAUCCGUCUGAUGGAGCUGGGCCCGCGCAUGGAGCUCAAGCUGCUGAAGGUGCAGGCUGGUCUGUGCGAGGGCGACAUUCUGUUCCACGGCUAUAUCCACAAGACCAAGGAGGAGAUCGAGAAGGCCGAGCGCCUGCGCCAGAUCAAGCUGACGCAGCAAGCGCGUCGUCGCCAGCAGCAGGAGGCUAAUGUCGAGCGCAAGGCCAAGGACAAGAAGAAGAAGAAGAGCAGCAAGUUCGAUAUGGCCAAGAAUGAGCCUACCGCGGAUGACAGCGAGCCGGAGGAGGGCAUGUCGGAGCUCGACAGCGCCAGCGACAGCGAUGCCAGCAUGGACUCGGAUGAUGAUGCUGGUGUGCCGGCGGGAUCUGCUGCUGCUGACGACUUUGGUGCUGACGAGUUCAACGGAGACGAGCUGUUCGACGAGGGCAGCUCGGGCGACAACGACAGCUUUGACGAGGAGGAAGACAACGACAGCGAUGAGGAGGAUCGCAAGCCGGCCAAGCGGGCAAAGAAAGACACCAAGCCUGCCAAGGGCAAGUUCAAGGGCAAGGGCGGAAGCAAGCGGAGGUAG